CUUUUUUCCCAUCACUAAACUGUCAUGGCUGACGAGUGAGCAAAAGACGCUGUGAUUAUUUAUCGUUGCAUUUUUCAUAUUUUACGUUAAAAUACAGCCUGCAACUUAUAAUUCACAUAGUAAUCAACAUAGUUUGUCUAUUUCAUUUAUAAAUUCAGUGGCGGAAUCUGUGAUUUAGGUAUAAUAUCAGAAUUAUGGCGGCGGUUCAGGGUGCACCAGGAAAUAAGCCAUGGGCAGGCAACAGGCCAGGAGUUCAGCACCAGAACAGCCAAAACAACUCUAGUCUAACCAUUAAUAGGUCGAUAAAUCUAUAUCCCCUGACGAAUUACACAUUCGGGACCAAAGAACCGCUGUUUGAAAAAGAUGCGUCAGUUCCAGCCAGAUUCCAAAGAAUGAGGGAGGAGUUUGUGAAAAUUGGCAUGAGGAGGUCAGUGGAAGGAGUCCUGCUGGUGCACGAGCACGGUCUCCCGCACGUGUUGCUGCUGCAGCUCGGGACCGCAUUCUUCAAGCUGCCCGGCGGAGAGCUCAACCCUGGCGAGGAUGAGAUUGAGGGUCUGAAGCGGCUGCUGACGGAGACGCUGGGGCGGCAGGACGGUGUCAAGCAGGAGUGGGUCAUCGAGGACACUAUCGGCAACUGGUGGCGCCCAAACUUCGAGCCGCCCCAAUACCCGUACAUCCCUCCCCACAUCACGAAGCCAAAAGAGCACAAACGUCUCUUCCUAGUACAACUGCAAGACCGGGCCCUGUUCGCUGUGCCCAAAAACUACAAGCUUGUGGCGGCGCCACUGUUCGAGUUGUAUGACAACGCUCAGGGAUACGGGCCGAUUAUAUCUUCGUUGUCGCAGAGUCUGUGUCGGUUCAAUUUUAUCUACAUGUAGAUAAAUUGGGGGUGUGGAUGUUAAAUAUGGUCAUUUGGUUUUUUCGUGAGUGUUGUGGUGUGGAGCUGAAUAGACUCGUGAAAAAUAAGAAAUAGACAAGAAUAUAAUAUUUAAACUGGCUAUACAUAUAUUAUAGCCUAUGUCUACAAAAGUUAGACUGUGUUUUUAAGUUCAGAAAUGCUGAACUAAGGGCCUGUACCCUACUUAUAUUUUUUUAUUAACUUCAAUGCAUUGCGUAUGUGUGUGACUUGGUUAUGUUUUGAAUGUAACACAGACAUUGAUCAUAAUAAACUGUAGCACUUGUGGUGCAAUGUAAUAAGAUUGCAAUAAAAGCACUUUACGCGUUUUUUGUUGAUUUAUAAAAAGUUACUUUUUUUUGUACUUACAGUAGAAUUUCAAUAUCGUGCUCUACUAUACUUAUAAAAGUUUUAAUUAUUUCUAUUUCCUUAUGUAUAAGUUACAUACAUUUCUGUUUUGAGAAAAUUCACGAAAAAAUCAAGUCACAUUUAUUCAUCCUCACGAAUAUAAAUAGGUGUAAGGACUUAACUGAAAAGUUAAAUUAUAAUUUUAGUUUAUGAUUAAUUAAGAUAAAUGACUUGGUAAAACUGUGA
Plutella xylostella (diamondback moth) is the source of this 1489-nucleotide messenger RNA. RefSeq names its product cleavage and polyadenylation specificity factor subunit 5 (gene Cpsf5). NCBI's taxonomy places the organism in Eukaryota, Metazoa, Arthropoda, Insecta, Lepidoptera, Plutellidae. The record is from RefSeq and is a predicted model, not a curated record. Gene Ontology annotation, cellular component: mRNA cleavage factor complex. Gene Ontology annotation, biological process: mRNA 3'-end processing. Gene Ontology annotation, molecular function: mRNA binding.